GCGUGUUUAUUGUUUUUGUUUGUUACAGCAUGUCAAGAUGAUGUCAUUGAUUGUGCUGCGAUAUUGUGCUGUGAUCGUAUGACUGUCUGCAUUAUGUGCUAGCGUUAAUCUAUUGAGUGCAUGUGUACAUAUUCAUGUACACGUAUUCUGUGUACAGAUACAGGUAUUGUAAAGUGUCCAAAGCUGCGUUGUGAGGGAGUGGGCGCUAAAGAUAUAGUUCCAAUACUAUUAUAAUUGUUAUUAUUAAAGGAGUGUCUUUGAUGUAUUAUCGGAAGUAUACUCGAAGCUUUUCUUACGCCUAUCCCAUAAAGGACUGAGGCUUCCUUAAGUGACAGUCAGUGAGUGAUUAUGUGUGUGUAUUCUAGGGUUCAACACUUGUGCUGUAGCCACAAGGAAGUGAAAACUUUGGAAUUGUUGUGGUGCUGAAUUGAGAGGAACGUCGAUUGAGAGGCUGUCCGAGACAGACGCCAGCCAGCCUGGAGCCAACAACAUGACGUAGAAAGGGGUUAGACUGCGUCCAGACACAGGCGACUGUAGGAGCGGAGCGAGACGAAUCCAUCCUAUCCCAGGAGUGUGUGUGGUGCCAUCGGGGGCAAGCAGCGGAGAGAGACACUGAGAGAGAGCGAGAGAGAGAGAGAGAGAGAGCGAGAGAGGGAGAGAGAGGGAGAGAGAGGGAGAGAGAGGGAGAGAGAGAGGGUAGAGAAAGAGAGAGACUCCCUCCAGCCGGCAGAUGACCCUCCAUUAGCGCUCGAUUCAUGACGCCGUUGAAGUAGAGCGCCCCUGUAGCUAUCAUCCUGGCUUUAGACGCCCCAAGACGGUAAAAGGUAUUUCAGGAAACUUGGAUAUUGACGCAACCUUUGUCGAGGACAGAAAACAGACGCAAAACUAGACGCAAAAAUACAUUAAGAUGUAGCAAAAGUCUGGACAGAAAAAGAUUGCACUGCAUCCCGUGAUUGCCUUGUACAACUGUCUUUCCACUUUUGGCUCAGCAUUUUGUGAGCUCAUCCUGGCAAUGUGACGUGUAGAGAAAGGCAGUCGAGACACAGAUACAUGCCCAACCCAGACGUUGCUUCAACAUAAGUUCAUUUGCCCUGAACCUACCGUGUCUUUAAACUUCCCAUUGAGGAAAAACAAAACAACAGCAACAGCAAGCACAACAACAACAACAACAAAAACAACAAGAACAGUUGCAAUAACAACAGCAAGUACAACAACUUGAGGGAGGUUUCUUGACUUUUCUGACUGUAUCCCUCACUCUUGGAUCUCCAUACAAUUAGUCGGAGAACCUUAUCAAAUCAUUCCGUGUGAACUCGUGUGGCUGAAUACUAAUAAGAUGACAACCAACUCCAAUUUCAAGCUACAGAUCUCCCUGAGGCGAGCUGCUGAUGAUGCUCCGGUGUUUCAAAAGCAGGAUGGCGAACGGUUUGACAACAGCAUCACUGUCAAACUGAACGCGAACACAAAGUACAGCGUCUUCCUCACUACCCGACCUGCAAAGGCGAUCCA
Aplysia californica (California sea hare) is the source of this 1506-nucleotide messenger RNA. Its product is annotated as CB1 cannabinoid receptor-interacting protein 1. Gene Ontology annotation, cellular component: plasma membrane. Gene Ontology annotation, biological process: negative regulation of signaling receptor activity. Gene Ontology annotation, molecular function: type 1 cannabinoid receptor binding. Lineage: Eukaryota; Metazoa; Mollusca; Gastropoda; Aplysiida; Aplysiidae. The record is from RefSeq and is a predicted model, not a curated record.